Parastagonospora nodorum SN15 is the source of this 708-nucleotide messenger RNA. RefSeq lists its product as hypothetical. Lineage: Eukaryota; Fungi; Ascomycota; Dothideomycetes; Pleosporales; Phaeosphaeriaceae. The record is from RefSeq and is a predicted model, not a curated record. The transcript is spliced from 3 exons. Gene Ontology annotation, biological process: spliceosomal snRNP assembly; RNA processing. Gene Ontology annotation, molecular function: RNA binding. Gene Ontology annotation, cellular component: pICln-Sm protein complex; SMN-Sm protein complex; U2 snRNP. Bases 67 to 480 code for a protein of 137 amino acids.
GCCGCGCUCCCAGACUAAACCCGACAUUUAAAACAUUCCCGUCGCGUAAAUCCACAAUCCGCAGCCAUGAAGCUCGUCAGAUUCCUCAUGAAGUGCCAGAAUGAGACUGUUACAGUCGAACUCAAGAAUGGCUCCAUUGUCAACGGCACCAUCACUUCCGUUUCCCCUCUCAUGAACGUCGCCCUCCGCACUGUCAAAUACACACCCAAGUCUCGCGACACCGUUACCCUCGACUCAAUGACUGUCCGAGGCUCGACUAUCCGAUACAUUAUUCUACCAGACUCAUUACCCCUCGAUACCCUGCUCAUCGAUGAUGCGCCCAAACCCAAGAACAAGGCCAGGAAAGAGGCCGACCGAGGCGCUGCUACAGGAGGACGUGGAGGCGGCGGUCGCGGCGGAGGUCGAGGAGGCGGUGGACGUGGCGGAGGCCGAGGAGGCGGCGGACGUGGUGGUGGCCGAGGAAGGGGGCGCGGCUUCUAGGCGCAGGAUAAGAGCUGCGAUCUGCAGUACAGGCGAACAUACCCACGCACGGAAUUGGACAGAGAGGGCAUGGUGCACGCAGGAGAUCAGAGUGUCAAGGGUAGGGAAUACCGUUCGCUUCAGAUACCCGAGAUUGAUCAAGUGCAUUAGGGAUCACGUUUGGUUCGAGCAUGGCAUGCACAAGUCACGAGCAUGCACGGCGUUUGGCAAAAUUGGUUUCUGUGUAUA